AUGGCCCAAGAUUCAUCGAGGAAGGAACGUGACCCACCUACAACGUCCUUCUUCAUGAUUUGCCGCCAUGAACUGCUCAGUGUCAUGUUGUUGGAAUCGUGCGAAGCUUAUUGGGGGAAACUCAAUCAUAAUCAAACUAUUAACGCUAAGGGUUUCAGCCUUUCAGCCGGACCCCAAAUCGAGUUGGUUCUGGAUGCAGCGAGCAGGGAUGGAUCCAUGCUCGAAGGGCUGACCAUCACUCUAGGACUUCGCAAAUGGCUCAAAUAUAUCCCAAUUUCCAACAAUCUAGGGUUCUCAAUCUUGGCAGCUGCUUCCGACGAAGAUGUCGUCUCAUUCCCUGCUAUCGGAGAAGUCGACAUCGUAUUUCCACGAGAAGAUACAUACGCAGCAGAAGCACCAUUUCCUGUAAUCUUUGGACUCCAAAACGCACCAGUCUUGACCACCUUUAGCGGUACUCUCAACUGGGAGCUCGACUGCGCUUACACGCUAUUUGGCAUCGGUCGGCUCUACUUGGACUUCCUCCCCGACACAGAACCAUACUAUUUUCUCAAUACCAGCCAAGCCAUUGCCGACGCUGACGAAGACCAAUUCCAGUACUGGCGCGGCGAAGAGGACUCUUGCAUUCUGAAGUGGGAUUUUCGAUGGACAACUAUAUGUGAGCCGCGGUCUGAUGGUAGCGUUCUCUUGAAAAACAACCAAUUCCAACGUUCGGGAAACGUCACAUUCACUCUCCGUCCAGGCGCAAAGACAGCUAGGAAAGCCAUUGCCGAGUAUGAAGGGUGUGCCAUUGGGGGAACGGCAAUCAAGCUUGAAAAGAACCACACAGUUGGCUGCCCUAUUCUUGCGCAGGAUUCGUCGCCAAAACCAAAGCCUUGCGACCUUGACGUCAAAAAGGCCCGAAGCAGCCUUGCUGCAGCCGUUGUGAAGCCUACUACGAGCUUAACCGAGAUCCCCAGCAAGACUGCGGACUCAGGUGUGAGGACCACGGGCACUGGAGCGGAUAAUGGUUCUAAGCCGACGAGUACUAGUGGAAAGGCAGGCGGAGGUGAUGCCAGCGCCGAUAGUGAAAAUGUGGCAAGAGGUCACAGUGUCAGCGACAAUGGUGGACUCUUUACUGUCUUUCUCGCUCUAUCUGUUGGUAUUAUCUUUUCAUUAUGGUUGUAA
This is a messenger RNA of Fusarium graminearum PH-1, 1164 nucleotides long. RefSeq lists its product as uncharacterized. The record is from RefSeq and is a predicted model, not a curated record. Bases 1 to 1164 code for a protein of 387 amino acids. Lineage: Eukaryota; Fungi; Ascomycota; Sordariomycetes; Hypocreales; Nectriaceae. The transcript is spliced from 2 exons.